AUGGGAUUUUUGAGUGGUGUGCUUAGUAACAUCCAUGGCCAUUUAGGGCAGCAUAAAGAGCAAAUUACAGAAGCUAUUAAGUCACUUGAGGCCAAUAAACACCUUGGCAAAAAAGGUUUUAGUGUUGCGAUUGAAAAGGUGGUCGCAGGGGUGCGGGGGUAUAAUGGUAAUGUAAAGUCUUCUAAUGAAGCAGUGAUUGAGCCGCUUAAAAAACUGCUCGACUACACCAAGAAAAAUGGAGGUGAGUUGAUUACUAGCAUUAAUAAGAUUCAGGUUGACAAACAUGAUCUGGAUCCACAGCUGGCCGACGCCGUAAGGUCCUGCGGCGACCGGCUGAAGGAGGCCACAGAUAGGAGCAAGAGGUGCGCGGAAUUCCUGGACCCCAAGGCAAAUAACAACACUAAGAUGAAAAAAAACAUUUAUGACCUUAAUGAUAAGUUGCGUGACAAAGUGUUGCAUGUUCGUAAGCUUGUUGAGUACGAGAGCCAGCGGCUGGCCAGCGUGCACAAGCGGAAAGACGCUGAGUUGAAGGAGACGACGGAGAAGAUUAAGACAAGUUUCCGCAAUUUGAAGAGCUGCAUAAACAAGCAGGUGGGUGACGAUAUAGAUAAAUUAGUUAAUGAUUUGAAAUUGAGGGUGCAGAAAAUUUUGAAGAAGCUGAGGGAGAUAAGCACAGAUCUGGAAAAAUACGUUAAGCAGCUAGAAGCGUGUAUGAAGAAGGCGGAGAGCUAUGUGAAUGUGGCGCUGGAAAAGGUGAAUAAAGUAUUGGCGGAAUCGAAUGAGAAGGAUUCCAGCACGAAGACGUAUAGAAUGCAUAGCGUCGUGGAGCAGUUGAAAGCUGCAGUAUUAGUGCUCCACAGCGCAGGAGAUGAUGCUAAACGAAAAGUUCAAACGGAAGUCACGGCAGCGCUUAGAGCUGUCAUAACGAUGGACGGUGAGCUGAAAGCGGAUUUGUUUAAGGUGAAGAAGGCCAUUAAGGAAGCAGUCGAUAAGGUUGAUACAAAUAUUAAGGAGCUUGGGAAUAAUUUCCCUAAAGAUUCUAGUGCCGGCCGAGUAGCAGGCGAACAGCAUAAAAGUGUUGAAGAUAUCAUAACAGAACUUCGAAAUAAAGUUGGGGCAAUCAAGGGAGGCGGAAGGGAUGGCGCAGGUCUGAAUGGUAUUGAAAGAGGAGUAAGCGGAUAUGUUUACCAGUACGGCAAUGGAUUUAGGGAUACGGUCGGUGAGUGGGUAUCCGAUAUAUUGAAAGAGGAUCACACAUACAAAAGCUAUAUAUUGCAAUAUGUGCGGGAAAACAGAGAUAAAUUCAAUGACACCAAUCUCCACAAACAUGGGAUUGAUGGUAUAAAUACAACCGUUAAAGAAAAACUUACUGCGCAUCUAGAUGAUACAAUCAACACGGCUACAAGUGUCAACCUGCCUUCAGCGGAGAACGUUCACGAGAAUCUCCAAAAUAUACACUCACGUAUAAUGCAAUUUGCCAGCGAACUUGAUAGAAACCUUAAUUCGCUUUUCAACAAUACCGUUCAAUCCAUUGAGGCUGUCUUAGUGAAUAAAUCCAAGCCGCAAUCAUUUCCGCCGUACGACAACACGAAUCUCCACCUCGCCAUUUUGAUAACGCUAUCAGCGAUGUCUUCCAGAGCCAAGCAAGCCGCAAAAGAGUUGCACUCCUUUGCUCUCAAGCAAAGGCCAAACGGCUCAAAGAACAGUAUCGCAGCCAAAAUCGAUGACGCUCACAGUAAAGUGAAUCUGUUAUUCGAUAAGCUAAAAGCAGCGCUUGGGCAACCUGUUGGUUCAUCUGGAAAAACGAAUAACCUUGCGGCUGACGUCGACACUGCAAUCAGAGGAGUAACAAAUACGCUUGAGCAGCAGUUUCCGGGAUAUCUUGGUGCAGAUAAAGUUAACCUUCAAGAUACGGAUAUAACGAUUUUUGGAAAAUAUAAGUUGCAAGUUGACCAAAGGCCAGAAAGUUUGGCAGUCGCGGAUCGAGAUCCAAAUAAGUUAGCAGGCACCCUGCCAGAGGCAAUUAAAAAAAUACGAGAUGAUGUAAAAAACGCUCUAACGUCAAUUGACGAUUACAAUAGAUAUGCUAAUGAGGAUAUAGAAAGCGUCAAGUCCACGCUCAGUGAGCUAUGUAAGAUCCUUAAAGACGAAGCCUCCAACGCGAAGUGGAACCUGGACACAAUUAAAACGGAGACCAUAAAGGGGCAACUUGAAUACGUCAAAAACAAACUCAACGACCUGCGAUUGAUUGAUUUAAGCGCGGCCAUCAAAGAGGCUGAAAACUUCCUCACCAGCGCCGGUCCAACAGCCCAGGCGACAAUCGCAUCGAUUGGCAAAGUAGUAAGCUCCAACGUCGACGAAGCUCAGAACACUCUGAUCACCCAGGUCAACAAGAACUACGUCACUUCGGUGAAGGCCAUUCUGCUAGAGUUCGCGGAGAAAGCCGAGAAGGAGUUGGAGCCUCUACCUAAGGAAAUCACCGACGAUCUGGACAUCGGUUACAAGGGGUUCAUGAACAGGCUGGCGGGGAAGUUUAUUGCGAGGGUAGAGCAGAUUGAAGAUGUCAAUCCCAACACCUUCACAGCUGUAACGUCACCAUUAAGAGAGGCGGCAUCGAUAUCACACGGCGCCUUUAAAUCAUUCCUCCUUAAUCUGCAGAAUCAAACUGAUGUCGAGUCUGACUCCUCCAAAAUCAAGCCUUCGUACAACGCAGUGACAAACUUACUCACUGUCCUAGCACAAUCACUGCACUUCGAUCAUGUCUUCACCAAGAACCUGAGUAACCUUAAUGAAUCUGUUACCGCCUUCAAGCCCUCUACCUACGGCGCAGCCAAGUGCCCCUCACUCCUCAAUGCUCUAAAAGCAGGCUUCACCCCUCUCGUCGAGGAGCUCAAAAAAGCCUACGUUUCAACGUAUUCUUUGAGGACCAUCGAAUGGGAGAAACUCACCGAGGCGGAAAGAAGAAACUACGCCAAAAUCUGUUGGACCAUCACGCCCAUCUUAUACGACGCUCUAACUGAACUCAAGAAUAGACUCGAAUACAGCGGUUGGGAUGGCCACAAAAUAUAUCACCCAGCUGACGGCACCUCCAGCCUCCGCGCUCUCUUCUUCCGCGACAACGGGUAUGACGUCCAUCGUCCUGAGAACGCUGAGCAUGGCGAGCUGAAUCACAAAACUGAUUUUAAUGGUAGCAGCAUUCUCGAACACCUUACCAACGAGACGCAUAAUUUGUUCAGUCAUCUGUCAUCUCCCGUCACCGGCAUUCCUUCAUCCACAUCCGGGUCGGACGAGCUUGAUGUAACCAUCGCGGAGGAGAGUGGUCUCAUCCGAAAACUCUAUGAUUUCCUGCAGACGUACUUCGCUGUAUGCCACCUUACUCGUGUUGACAAACCCAGGGCUCCAUGCUCCGUUUACGAAAUUCUUGUCUGGUGCAACGGCCUGCAGUUCAACCCCGUGUACGGCAAGCUGAAGAAGCACAUUGAGUCCGAGUUCAUGAAGGAGGACAAGCAACGUCCGGGUGAGAAGAUACUGCAGCCCUUCGAUACGCACCCGUCUGACUUUGAACACACGCAUAUCGACGAAGCGCUCUACAAAGUGUCUGCCAACUCCCACGCCGUCCUCACCGCUAUCCUAGGCCACGGUCACAAGGACGGAAUCUACGCGUGUGAUUUCUCCGACAACUCGCUGAAAUUAGAUUACCCUACCAACAUGAUUCAACUGUUGUGCACGUUGUUCGACCUGCUUAAGCGCCUCUACCACCAGCUGUACUUCCUGCUGCAGCAGUGUAAGUACAACGCACAGCUCAGCGGCUGGAGGGACUGCCACUACGGCAGGUACAUCGGUGGGUCGGGCUGGCAGUGCAACACGAAGCAAUGCCCUAAGCAAGACUGUGACCAAAGGCAUGACCAAAGUGGCAACCAAACGGGUGAGCAAUAUCCCAGCUGCGGCGUCAAGUCGCCACUGCAAUCGUUCUUGGAGGACGGUCUGAAAGGCCACCUGCCGCAUUCGGUUACGGCUAGGGGAUCCAGUCUGUCAUGUGGCACUUGUGGUAAUUCACCUGGUAUGCCGUGCCGAACUCCAAUGGGCUUCGCCGACAUCAGCGCCAUCGCGUCGCAUACGAUGAUUGGCCGGGAUAUAUGCGAUGUGCUUGUGUAUUUCUGUGGCCGUCCAAAUUCGCCGCUCACUAGACUGUGCAGUUACCUCAACUGCCUUCUGCCUAGUGCGCCGAAAACGCUGGCGGACAUGUUCAGCUUCUACUAUCACCUCACCGAUCGCUGGGGUAUGUAUGGUCAAGCGCAUAAACAACGGGCAUUUAAUGAGAAAGUUAACGCAGCCAAUUUCGGGCGUCAGUAUAAUGAUUUGAACGUCUACCACUUAUUUUCCGCUAGUCACUCAGCAGCGUGGAAGGGGCAUGCCGCUGGUAGCCUGGCCAGUCUCGUAUGCUUAUCACGGGACGCCGUCGUAUGCGGUCCUUAUCUGCGGCCCAUCGGUCACGCCAUCUACGAGACGUUCUCAGCAAAACACGCCGAUAAGUAUUUGUCGUGGAUUGUCUAUCUGACGGCAUCGUUCUACGAUCUGCUUAAAAAGUUGUACGAUGAGUGCAACUCCAAAUGCGGUGCCAGGGGAUCGAAUUGUCAUCAAAAAGCGUGCGUCAAGGAGUGUCCAACUACAUCAACGACGUAUCAACCGCCACGAUAUCACGAUCCCAAAUGCAAAUCCAUUGUAAAGUGCAAUUCAACGCUGCCGACAUUGGCAAAAUACGGCUUUGUUCUCGGCGAUCCAGAGAGGCUGAACAGGGAUGGACAAUCGCAUACGAAACGCACGUGCAGAGAUUUCUGUAAUGUAUUUAAGGAGGCAUUUGAGAAAGACUCACAUCUUGUGCAGUUCUUCAAAGCCAUUGAUAAUUUCAUGUUCACCAUCCGCGCACCAUUCCUGUGGAUGACCCUAGCGCUCUGGUCACUCUCCCUCUUCUACCUCAUCUGCGUGAUGGUUGGCAGACUGGAUGUGCUGCACAUCAAAUCGCACUUACGAUCACCAUCAUCGCACAGGAUAACGGCGCAAUCGCUGUUGGCGGCAGCGCAAGUCGGAAGGCUUGCCAAAAUAUCGUAUCUACAACCGUAA
Molecule: messenger RNA, 5121 nt
Organism: Babesia bigemina
Lineage: Eukaryota; Apicomplexa; Aconoidasida; Piroplasmida; Babesiidae
Exons: 1
Coding region: 1-5121 (1706 amino acids)
Source: RefSeq, a predicted model, not a curated record